This is a messenger RNA of Cryptosporidium muris RN66, 2268 nucleotides long. RefSeq names its product NEK Ser/Thr kinase family protein. The coding region runs from base 1 to 2268 and encodes 755 amino acids. Gene Ontology annotation, biological process: protein phosphorylation. Gene Ontology annotation, molecular function: protein kinase activity; ATP binding. NCBI's taxonomy places the organism in Eukaryota, Apicomplexa, Conoidasida, Eucoccidiorida, Cryptosporidiidae. The transcript has a single exon. The record is from RefSeq and is a predicted model, not a curated record.
AUGGAAAAGUAUAUUAUUAAGGCUAAAAUUGGUGAGGGUGGAAGUGGAGAAUGCUGGUUAGCUGAAUCUAUUAAAGACAAAUGCAAGGUUGCUAUUAAAAUUAUCAAUAUUAGUAAUAUUAAUGAAGUAAUAAAAUGUAGAGCUAUACAUGAGACUAAAAUAUUAAGUAUGAUUAAACAUCAAAAUAUUAUUGAAGCAUUUGAAUCAUAUUCAAGUCAAAAUAUGAUCUGUAUUAUUAUGGAAUAUGCAGAUAAAGGAGAUCUCAAUAAAUUUCUAAAAAUAAGACGAAAUAAAACAGAAUAUCUAACAGAAAAUGAAGUUAUGUUUAUAUUUUUACAAAUCUUAAUGGGAAUUAAAUCUCUUCAUGAAAGGGAUAUUGUACAUGGAGAUAUUAAGACAAAUAAUAUUGUUUUAUUUUCAAAUGGUCUAGUAAAAAUAUCUGAUUUUGGUUCAUCUAAAAUUGAAUAUUUUGAUAAAAAUUUACAAUUUAAAAAUACUUCAUAUAGUUCAGAUCUAAAUAAAUUGAUAAUAGGAACACCACAUUAUAUGGCACCUGAGACUUAUUCUGAAAAUAUUUGUAAUAUAAAUAGUGAUAUUUGGAGUUUGGGUUGUAUACUUGUUGAACUUUGUUUACUUUAUCCAAUAUUUGAAAAAUUAUCUUUUCAUGAAUUACUUAUCUUUUCUUUACAUAAUAAAGACAAAUUUCAAGAAUUAAUAUUUAAUUGUAUAGAAGAUUUUAAAAUAGAAAAAAGAUAUUCUAAAGAAUUAUAUGAAUUAUGUAAAUUAUUAUUAAAUAUUGAACCUGAAUUAAGACCUAAAUUUAGUGAUUUAUUUAAAAAUAAUAAUUAUAUAAGAAAUUAUAUGUCAAUAUUUUUAAAAUCAGCUAUAAAAUAUGAUUGGAUUCAUUAUAUUGAAAUUGAAAAAAUUUGUAAUGAAUAUAAAAUAUUAAAAAUAGAAAAAAAUGAAUUUGAAUUUGGAAAUAAUUAUCCAUGGAAAAAUUAUAAUAUUAAUAAUUUAAUUGAAAAUAUUGAUGGAAAUGAAAAACUUGAUAUUUGGUUUAAAAAUAAAGAAAUAGAAUUUUAUAAAAAUAAAGAUGAGAUAUCAGAUAAUAUAUUAUUACUUGAAGAUGAUAAAAUAUCUGAAUAUGAAUAUCCAGAUAUAAGAACUAUUUUACAAAUAUUAGAGAUACGUGGAAGAUUGAAACCAAAGAAAAUUUUAACUAAAGAACAAAUUUUAACACAAUUAAAUAUAAUGACAUCAUUUUUUAGUACUCAAUUAAAUUCUUUAAAUAAAUGUAGAAUUACUCAUAAAAAAAGUGAUAAAAUAAUUAAUAUGUCACCAAUAAAACCUGUGCUUACAACUGUACCUGUUCAUAAUUCUUCAAGAUUAAUCAAUAAUAAAUUAAAUAAAUAUCGUCAAAAAAAAUAUCUUACUACAUUAAAAAAUAAAAAUAUUGAAGAGAAUAAAAAAAUUGAUUUAAAAUUAAAAUUAAAUAGACAGUAUCAUAGAGAAGAAUUGAAAAAAAUUAUUAAACAAGGAAGAGAAAAGAAAAAAAUGACAAUUAAAAAUAAUGAUAUUCAAAUAUAUUUACCAAAAAAUGAAUUAAUAUUGAAUAAUAAAGAUAUUGAACAUAAUAUUGUAUCUCAAGAUUUAAAUCAAGAUAUAGAAAAGAAUUUAUUAUCAAUGAAUAAAACAUCUCAUAAUUUAAAAGUAUCUUGUGAGGAAUUUCAAUCACCUACACAUCAAAAAGAAUGUUUCGAAAUUAAAUGUUUAUUAGAUAAAUCAAAUGAGGAAUUUCAACAAAAAAAAAAAAUAGAAGAUAUUGAGAAAGAUAAACAUAAACAUAUUGAAAAAGAUAAAUAUAAAGAUUAUUUUAUACAAAAUGAUAAUAUUAAGUUUGAAAAUAAAUUACAAGAAGAUUCUCAAUAUCUUCAAUCAAUUAGAAAACAACAAGAUUAUACAAGAUAUAGUACACCAAGAGAUAAUAUAAUAUUACAAAAUGUAGAAGAUAAUUUUGAUUCCACAAAAACUGAUUUUAAUUUAAUAUUACAUAAAAGAAUUCAAGAAUUACGUGAAGAAUGUAUUAAACAAUUUAAUAAUGAAGGUUUAUUUGAAUGGGUAUUAAAAAGUCUUAAAUCUUCUAUAUCUAUUGAUGAAAAUAUACAUAUGGAUCUUGUUCAAGAAUUACAUAGAUACUUUACACAAAAUCAAAUAGAAUCUAUCUUAGAACUUCUUAAAAGUGAGAUUGAAUUAGAAAAUCUUAAGUAA